AUGUUUUCUAUAACAAUACCUGGUUCACUGCAUCCCAAUAAUAAGGAUGUUUUAUCAUGGUAUAGCUUCAAAUUUGUGAAAAUUAUAUCGCUGCAUAACGAUAUAAAAGUUGUGGCUAUUUGUAGGAAUGAAAAAAGUCUACUUGUAUACGCAUCGCACUGUACAGUUGUUGUAAUUGAUGUUCUUCGUAUGAAAAUUAUUCAUACUCUUCAGCGACACACAGCAACCAUUACACGUAUAUGUUGUUCUCCUGAAGAUGAAGUUGGUCUUCCAGUCGAAGUACGAAUGCUUUGUGCAUCUGCUGAUACAAGUGGUGUUGUAGUUGUGUGGGAUAUAUCGGAAGGUGUUGAACAAUCGUGUUUUUCUAGUGAGAAUAGUACGGUGUUGGACCUUUGUUGGUUCCUUUGGGGAGAUGCAAGUCGUGAUUUUCUUCUAGUUUUGCACUCUCCUAGUAAUCUGAUUUUGUGGAACACAGUGACUGGUCAUCGCAUUUGGAAUGUGAUAUAUGCACCAGCUUUAAGUAGUUUUUCAGUCGAUCCAUUCUACUGGAGCAAUAUAACAUUUGGGGUAACUGAUGGUUCCAUUCUGCUCAUAAACGAUGUUGAGCUUCAUAAAGCACCAUCAAAAAAAUUUUUGCUCUUAAAGAUAUUCAACAUGGCGUCUGUUACAGUGCCUAUUACACAAGUUGUAUAUAGCAACGCUUUUCCUCAUCUUGUUUUUGCAUACACACAAAAUGAGAUUGCAUGUGUGGAAAUGGAAUGUCUCUGUGUUAUUUGGCGUUACGUUUUUGAUUCAUCGAUAUUGCGUUUGAUGAGCAUUAGCGAACGCGAUAUUAUUGUCACCGCACAUUCAAACGGAACUAUUGCAUGGAGAGCAGGGAAAAUCACAAAAGACGAAAAAGGCAAAACGUCAUUGCACUAUGAACUAUUAUUUUCUGGCGAAACACAGCGGCAAAACCUUCUCCAUCGCAUCGUUGCCGUGGCAUUAUGUCCUGUCACACAAACAACUAUUGCGCUGUUGUAUAGCUCAGGAAAUAUUUCUUUAUAUCAACUGGGUUUGAAAGAAGAACCUAUGUUAAUGCCAUAUCGGGCUUCAUAUAUUACCGAUAUUUUCAGCUAUGAUGAAAAUUUAUUUUGCACUGCAGUUGGUUGUUUAAAAAUGUCGAAUAUUGCCCAGAUAUUUUCAUUGGGUCAUGGAGCGACAACUGUACGAAUGCAACCUAUGCAAUCUGUUUUUGAAGAGGGACUUCAUAAAAUGCGAAACCUCGCUGCAGUUGGUAGUAAUCAAGGAAUUGUACGUUUGGUGGAAGUUCCAGCAGGAAUAAUUUUUCGAGAACUUCAUAUUCAUACUUGUCCAGUCAAGUGUUUAGAUUGGGGUGGACCGCAUAAGCUUAUUUCAGCAGCACAUGUUCAUUCUUUGAGUUCAUCACUUGUCAAGAAUGACAUUUUUGUGACUGAUAUUCGUACAGGUGAAAGUAGGAGAUUGCGACCAGAAGUAGAGGAAACACCAGUAGAGAUGUUGCGGGUAUCGUUUUAUCAUUCUUACAUUGCCAUCGGUUUUCGUAGUGAACCGUUAGAAAUUUGGCAUUUGAAGUCUAUGCGACUUUUACGAAGGAUGUCUCGAACAUGUCCCAUUAUUGUUGACAUGGCUUGGUCAGGAAAACAUCAUGCAGCAAAACAUAUUGGAAAAGAAGGUCAACCGGUAUUUCGAGAAAAUUUAGUUGUUUUAGAUGAAGAGUGUCAUCUAUAUCACGUGGUUGUGAAAGGUUUGCACGUGAGAGAUGGUAAAGAAGUCAAUUCACAAUGGAAGAGUGGUGCAGCUGUGAAGUGCCUGGUGUGGAAAGACGAUCUCCUAGCAAUGGGUGAUACAUCGGGCCGCUUGGGUGUAUGGGAUUUGGGUCGAAGACACUGUCAGCAAACACGAGGUUCUGUACGAGGACCGAUUUUGAAACUUGUUUUUUCACACAUUUCUGGUGAUUAUACUCUUGCGGUUUUGCACCAGCAUUCCGUUGUUUUAUGGAAUUCUGAAGAACUCGUCGUGUUACAGCAGUACAGUAAUAAUUGCACAUCCCUUUCUUUUUUGGAUAUUGAUUUAUGUGGUCUUUGUCCCCUAAUAGUUAGUUCGGAUAAUUCUUUCCGUCACCUGUCGCUUAUUUCUUCUGAAGUUCGUCGUUCAUCAGAAUCUCCUCUUUUACUGGAAGUUAGCUCCUCCCAGUUGUUAACAGAGGUUUUGAACGAUGACAAAGCAGUUAUUUUCUUGCAUGAACUUUUGAGAGUGAUUAUGAGGAAUUCGCCUGAUAAUGGUACCUUUCAUAUAUAUCCAUUAGUUCAUCGACUUUAUGGCGAACGAUGGUUAUAUGAUCUGUGGUCGGUAGUAAUAUCUUCAAUUCAACAUACGCCUCUCUCAUCACGACUGCAGUUGUUCUGGAAACCAUCGUAUUUACAACGACGAGCUUCUCAAAUUCUUGCGUGUAUGAUGAAUUUACAGGAUUUGAGCUCUUCACAAACUGACAUUUUGGUUCAGUACGCCAUUAUUUUACAGAAACGAGACUGGGCAAUGCAGUUGUUGCUGGGAUCAAGAGAAGACUGUCGCACUUGUGCUUUGCGUGCUUGCCUUCUUGCUUCAGAUGUUUCUUCAGAAGGAGCUCAAAGCAUCAUUAAAUUGGUUGCAACAAAUCUGAUCGCAAAUGAAUGUAUGACAGAUGGAGUACAGAUGCUAUUUUUAAUUGGACAUUAUGAUGAUGCCUUCCGUUAUUUACAGUCGCACGGUUUGUGGAGCAAAAGUUUCUAUCUUGCAAAGCUCGGUUUCAAUACGUGGAAAGAUGUUGGAGAAAAGUGGUUGGAACAUCUAACAUCAUCGAAAUCUCAAAAAAAUUUAUGUUGCGUGCUGGCUGCUAACGUUGGAAAUUGGAAAAGACUUUCAAAACUUUUGUCACAGUAUUCAAAAGUUACAGUAGUUCGCUAUUUGCUCGAAACUUUGGCAGCUCAUUCACCUUGUAUUUAA
Molecule: messenger RNA, 3003 nt
Organism: Thelazia callipaeda (thelaziosis nematode)
Lineage: Eukaryota; Metazoa; Nematoda; Chromadorea; Rhabditida; Thelaziidae
Source: the annotation of a GenBank genome assembly